AUGUCUCAACAAACUCUUGAUGAACAACAAAAUUAUGUCCAACUUCAACAUCACGUGCAACCAAAUCAUGAUCGACAACUUCAACAUCACGUGGAACAAAAUCUUAAUCCAAAUCAACAAACGCUUCAACAACAAAUUAUUGAUCAUGAAAUUAUUGCAUUUGAUAAUUCAUUAUCAUUUCAAAACAUGACGAGUGAUAACAAAAAUAAGGCAGCGCAAUCUUUGCCACCACCACAGCAACGCCAAUUAGUUUAUGUUAAAAGCAACUCCAUUAACAUUAAUAACGAUAUUAAUUUUAAUCAUCUCGAUUUAAAUUUAAAUGUUUCUUCAUUCAAUUCUAGAAACAACAACGAAGACCCGUUUAUUACAACAAUUACAGAUCAUAUGUUAAUUAUUAAAGACUAUAGAAUGAAGAUUAAUCAACACCAUUUCGAAUUGGAACAAAUUAUCAAUAUGUUAAGACGUAGAGAUAAUAAUCGCGAUUUAAAUUUAAAUUUAAAUGUUUCUUUAUUCAAUUCAAGAAACAAAAAUGAAGACCCGUUGAUUGCAGCAAUUACAGAUCAUAUGUUAUUUAUUAAUGACUAUAGAAUGAAGAUUAAUCAACACCACUUCGAGUUGGAACAAAUUAUCAAUAUGUUAAGACACCCGUUGAUUGCAGCAAUUACAGAUCAUAUGUUAAUUAUUAAAGACUAUAGAAUGAAGAUUAAUCAACACCAUUUCGAAAUGGAACAAAUUGUCAAUAUGUUAAAAUGUAGAGAUAAUAAUCGUGAUUUAAAUUUAAAUGUUACUUUAUUCAAUUCUAGAGACGAAAAUGAAUAUCCGCUUAUUACAGCAAUUACAGAUCAUAUGUUAAUUAUUAAAGACUAUAGAAUGAAGAUUAAUCAACACCAUUUCGAAUUGGAACAAAUUGUCGGUAUGUUAAGACGUUUGAAGAUUAUUGAAGGAAUAGAAGGUUUUGUCAACGAUGGUGGUAAUAGCAUCGAGAGUGAUAAAUUAACCGAAUGA
This is a messenger RNA of Entrophospora candida, 1005 nucleotides long. NCBI's taxonomy places the organism in Eukaryota, Fungi, Glomeromycota, Glomeromycetes, Entrophosporales, Entrophosporaceae. The record is from the annotation of a GenBank genome assembly.